Lottia gigantea (owl limpet) is the source of this 4014-nucleotide messenger RNA. RefSeq lists its product as hypothetical. Lineage: Eukaryota; Metazoa; Mollusca; Gastropoda; Lottiidae. Bases 1 to 4014 code for a protein of 1337 amino acids. The record is from RefSeq and is a predicted model, not a curated record. The transcript is spliced from 24 exons. Gene Ontology annotation, biological process: small GTPase-mediated signal transduction; positive regulation of axonogenesis; activation of GTPase activity. Gene Ontology annotation, molecular function: protein binding; guanyl-nucleotide exchange factor activity. Gene Ontology annotation, cellular component: membrane; synapse.
AUGACGGCAGCAGACUGGAUAGAAAUAGUUCACGAAUCUUUACUUUUGUUAUCUGAAGAAGAUGGUGAUUCUGAUGCUAGUAUAGACACCAUGACAGAAACUGAGUCUCAACAAUCUUACACAAGGCAAGUCGGAGCUAUACGUAAAGCUGGGUGGCUUGUUGUUAAAAAUUGGUUGGUGCAUAAAAAACGCAAAAUUGAAUUAGCUGCCAAGAGAAAUUGGAAGAAAUAUUGGAUAUGUUUAAAGGGAACAACCCUCUUAUUUUUUGACUGUGAUGAAGAGAGUGCUGUAAAUGAGAAUAGUGUACCAAGACAUAUACUUGUUAUUGAAGGUGGUAUAUCUCAAGCAGUACCAGAACAUCCUAAAAGAGAUUAUAUUUUCUCUUUAAGCACAGCUUGUGGUGAUGCAUUUUUAUUACAGGCGUCCAGUCAAAUUGAUUUAGAGAACUGGAUUCGAUCUAUUCACUCAGCAUGUGCGUCAUCAUUCGCCAGACAACAUGGAAAAGAUAAUACAUUAAAGUUAUUGAAAUCUGAAUUAAAUAGACUAGAAAGUAAUAUAGAUACGGAUGUAAAAAUGAAGAAAAUGGCUGAGUUACAGAUGACAGUAGUGUCAGAUCCUAGAAGUAGAAUGGCUAUAGUUAAACAGAUAGCUCAGUGGGAAGAGAAUCUAGAGAAAUUAUUUAUAGAACAAUAUAGAUUCCGAUGUUAUAUAGCUUCAUUACAAGGAACAGAAUUACCUAACCCUAAGGUCUUAUUAGCUAAUGCUGCUAAAUCAACAAAAGCAACUUUAGGUAGAUUGGGUAUUUUUACUGUGACGUCAUUCCAUGCUCUAGUCUGUGCACGUAAACCUCUUGUAUUACCAUAUAUUUAUGGUAAAGGAUCUAAGAAAGGUGGAUUAUUAUCUCCUACUGGUAAUUCUAGUAAAGCUAGAUCUAUUACACCUACAGCUUUACAAGGUUCUUCUACAGAAUCUGUUGUUAAAACCAAUGAAAGAAUUUUAUCGGAUUCUACUGAUUUAUUAGAUAAAAAUUCUGAAAGCUCUUCAGGUCAGGAAAGUUUAUCAAGGGUCACAUUACCAAAUAAACAGAGUAAACAAAUUGAUUUGUCAAAACAAAUCAGAUCUAAGAAAGGUGGAUUAUUAUCUCCUACUGGUAAUUCUAGUAAAGCUAGAUCUAUUACACCUACAGCUUUACAAGGUUCUUCUACAGAAUCUGUUGUUAAAACCAAUGAAAGAAUUUUAUCGGAUUCUACUGAUUUAUUAGAUAAAAAUUCUGAAAGCUCUUCAGGUCAGGAAAGUUUAUCAAGGGUCACAUUACCAAAUAAACAGACAUUAUUGGUUGGAGUUGAUAAACAGACAGCAGUAAAAGAUUUAUUAGAAUCAGUGUGUAAUAAAAGACAACUGAAUCCUAGAGAUCAUUAUGUUCGUAUAAAACCAGUUGGAUCUCAAGAUGAUAGGUUUAUUAUACCUGAUAGAAAUGAAUCUAUAAAACGUCUGAAAUAUGAUGCUAUAGAAGUAUGUCAGAAGAGUAUAUUUCAACUAGAACUUAAUAAAACAACUAAAGAUGGAGUAUUCGGGUUUGCUGUAGAAGCUGAGUUAGCAGAAGAUUAUGAUAGAGAUGAUGAAUUACAAGUAUACGUCUGUGAUGUAACUAAAGGUUCAGUUGCUGAUGAACAGGGUUUAAUAGUGGGUGAUGAAUUAUUAGUCAUUAAUGGUAAAAUAGUCUCAGAAUUAGAUAUGGUUUACAUAGAAACAUUACUGCAUGAAUCACGAACAUUAUUUUUAACUGUGAGAUCAUUUCGUACGCAACCUCCUAAUACUGACUUUAUAACACAGCAUGCUGAUGCUUAUAUCAGUAAUAUGGUGUGUCCUCCCCCACCCUCACAAUCUAGAAUUAGUGAUAAAAUUAUUGGAAAUUUGAUAGUUCCUGCUCCUGUAAAUACUGAAACCGGUGAAGAUACAGAAAGUUCUAAACAUUCUAGUCCAUCAAAAUCUAGUCAGGAUAAAUCUAGUCAAGAUAUUUCUUCUGAUCAAAUUGAUGCUCUACUUAAAGGAGCUGAACAGGUAACAGCUAUUUGUCGUAAUCCUCCAACAAAACAAGAUCUAGCUGAACGACCAGUGAGUCCUAGACCAUUAACUGAUGCUCAGAGAAUGAGAAAAGUUAUCAUGGAAUUAAUAGAAACAGAAAGGGCAUAUGUCAAGGAUUUGAGUUGUUUAAAUGAAAGAUAUUUAGAACCAUUAAGAGAGGAGACAUUUUUAACAACUAAUGAAAUUAAUCAGUUAUUUGGUAAUAUACAAGAAAUAGUUGUAUUUCAACAACAAUUCUUACAAAGUUUAGAAGAAGCCAUUGAUCUAGAGAAUGAAUUCUUCACAACUGAUGAUACCAAAGUAUUUCGAAGAGUAUUAUUUUCAUUAGGAGGAUCUUUCCUGUAUUAUGCUAAUCAUUUCAAGGUUUACAGUUCAUUUUGUGCUAGUCAUUCACGAUCUCAAAAACUGCUCAAUCCUGAAUCCAAUAAGGCACUAAAAGAAUUUUUAAAAGCCAGAAAUCCUAAACAACAGCAUUCAGCAACAUUAGAAUCUUAUCUUAUUAAACCUAUACAACGUAUAUUAAAAUAUCCUCUAUUAUUACAACAGUUGGUUAACAUGUCUCAACCAGAAACAGAUGAACAUCAUCAUUUAUCAGAUUAUUACUCUGUAUCAGAUUAUUACUCUAUAUCAGGUUAUUACUCUGUAUCAGAUUAUUACUCUGUACCAGGUUAUUAUUCUUUAUCAAAUUAUUAUUCUAUAUCAGAUUAUUACUCUGUGUCAGAUUAUUACUCUAUAUCAGGGUUUUUUUUUUUUUUUUACUCUAUAUCAGAAGCAUUACGAGGAAUGGAGGCUGUUGCAGAACAUAUCAAUGAAAUGCAGAAAAUUUAUGAAGAAUACGGGUCUAUAUUUGAUGAUCUCUCAACUACCUUUAAACAGGUUCAUCCUCAUAAACAGCCAGUUGAUUUAAGUGUAGGAGAACUACAAAUGUAUGGUACAGUGGAAUGGUGUAAUAUGGCAGAAUAUCUGGGCAAAGUGAAAAAAUCAACAGAUUUUGAAACCAUAGUGUUUGUCUUCCGAACUGCUGUUGUCUUCCUUUGUAGGGAAAAGGUUAAACGCAGUAAAAAGUCAAAGUCUCUACAACAGAAGAGUUCAACAUCAGACAAUGAAAUGUUAGAAAGAUUCCGUACAUUAAUUCCAACACAAGAAGUUCAAGUGAGAAUGGGUAAAGUGGCAGAUAUGGACCGCCAUUAUUGGUGGGAUCUAAUUCAUUCUAGAUCAGAUCCUGAAAGUAGACCAGAGAGAUAUUAUCAAUUCUGUAAUAGUACUGCUGAAGCAAAAGGUGAUUUUAUAAAAGUGAUACGUCAUACUAUAAGGGAAAGUGUUCGGAGAAUGAUGAUACCAAGUACUAAAACAGUCAAAGUAUCAGUAUCACCAGAACAUACUAAGACAGGUUCUAAAGAACCUUUACCGAAUCCUGCAGUUGUAAAACAGAGACGUGCAAAUAAACCACAAGAUCCUGAAAGACACUCAGUUGAUUUAGAGGAGAAAUUUAGUUCUUUAGAUUAUGAUAAUUUAUUUCGUACUCGAAGUAAAACUAUUGGUGAUAUAAAUGAGGCUGGUAUGAAUGACAAUAGUACAUUUAUUACAGCUUCUGAACCACAAAUUAGUGCGGCCCAAAACACUAGUCCCAAUUCAUCCAACUCUAAUCUUAGUUCUAAUAGUGGUUCAGCUAAACUAUUAUUUGCUAGUGCUAAUCCAUUAAGUUACUCCUCAAGUUCUGUGAAUUCUUCCGGUGGAUCUCCUGUAUGGAAACGAUGUGAAGUAGUGCCACAACCUGGUAAUCAGUUAUUACCACCCAUCAUUACCACGGUACCUACAGAUAAAGUCAGUGGUAAACCUCCAACUGGUACAGAAACACAACGUAAAGACACCAAGACUGUUGUUUUCGCUACACCGCCAUUUCCAGUGUACAAAGAUACAGAAUGUUGA